This is a messenger RNA of Helicoverpa armigera (cotton bollworm), 4617 nucleotides long. Its product is annotated as BOS complex subunit NOMO1. Bases 27 to 3569 code for a protein of 1180 amino acids. Gene Ontology annotation, cellular component: endoplasmic reticulum membrane. NCBI's taxonomy places the organism in Eukaryota, Metazoa, Arthropoda, Insecta, Lepidoptera, Noctuidae. The transcript has 18 exons. The record is from RefSeq and is a predicted model, not a curated record. Gene Ontology annotation, molecular function: carbohydrate binding.
AGUGAGCAGCACGUCACUAUUUGAAAAUGGCGUUGAUUGGUGACAUCGGUAGAUUAUUUUUACCAAUAAUUUUACUUUUAUUAAGUACAAAAUGUAGUGCAAAUGAUAUUCUAGGAUGCGGCGGAUUUGUAAAAAGUCAUGUUCCAUUGGAUUUCUCUAAAAUAGAAAUAGGAUUGUAUACCAAAGAAGGCAGUUUGAAGGAGAAGACUGAAUGUGCCCCUACUAAUGGCUAUUACUUCCUGCCUCUGUACGAGAAAGGGGAAUAUGUGUUGAAAGUCCAUCCACCAGCUGGGUGGAGCUUUGAGCCGUCUGAGGUGAACUUAUCAGUAGAUGGAGUCACCGACCAGUGCUCCUCUGGUCAGGAUGUUAACUUCGCGUUCAAUGGGUUCGGCAUAGCGGGGCGAGUGAUCACCGCGGGACAGAAGCAAGGGCCCAGCGGUAUAGCCAUCCAACUGGUGGAUGAUAAAGGACAAGUUCGUAACACUGUCACUACAGUUGGUGGUGACUUUCAUUUUACACCUGUCAUCCCUGGAAAGUAUACUGUGAAAGCUUCUCAUCCUAAGUGGAAGUUAGACCCUGCUCAGGCUGUGGUACAAGUGAAGGAGGGCAACACUGCACUGCCAGUGGGUGUGAUUGCAGUGAAGGGGUAUGAUGUGUCAGGAUCAGUCACAUCGUUCGGCAGUCCCAUCGGAGGAGUUUAUGUGCUGUUAUAUUCAAAGGAGGAAAGUCCUAAAUUCCGAGUGGAAGGCUGUAAUACAGCUCUCCUGCAAGGAGUACCAGAUGCACCUAUUUGCCAUUCCAUUACCAAUGCUAAUGGAGAGUUUAACUUUGGCCUGGUGCCGGCCGGGGAGUACAAACUCAUGGCUCUGCCAACACCGCCCGGACAGGUGACAGUCAGCUACAAUGUGAGGCCGGAAGCCGUUCCCUUCACUGUUAGACAUGACAGUCUGUUCAUUAAACAUGCUUUUGAGGUAACUGGGUUCACAGUAGUGGGAACAGUGGUAAAGUCAGUAGGAGGGCCAGGCUUGGCCGGUGCUCAGGUCUUGUUGGACGGCACACCCAUUGGCAAGUCUGAUGCAGCUGGUAAAUUCACUCUGCCCAACCUGCAGCCUUCUACUUACACUAUUGGAUUCCAACAUGAACAAUGUGAACUGGACGACAUCCAACUGGUAGUAUCCCCGACGGGUCCGCGCAGCGCCCCGUCAGGCCGCGCGGCUCGCUGGCGCGUGUGCGGCGGCGUGAGCCCGGGCGCCGGCCGACACGUGCUGCUGGCGCAGGCGGCGGCCACGGCCAGAGUGCACGCGGGCGCUGAUGGUAGCUGGUGCACGUACCUCGCGCCUGGCGUUUAUAAUGCUAAGGUUGAUGUGUCGGAGCAAGAGCAGAGAGAGGGAUUGCAAUACUACCCUCUAACUCAGAAAGUAUCAGUAGGCAACGCUCCCGUAGAAGGCAUAACAUUCUCCCAGCUGAAGAGUCGCGUGAGCGGUCGCGUGCAGUGCCUGCUGCCGGCCGCCUGCGCCGCCGUGCCCGUCACGCUGCGACCGCUGUCGCCUGACGGCGGGUACGUGGGGCAGCCCAUGACUACUGUGGCUAAAGAUGGUAAAUACACAUUCGAGGAAGUCCUGCCUGGCAGCGUGGAGAUAUCAGUGGAGAGUGACGCGCUGUGCUGGGCAGAGGCGCGGCACAACGUGGCGGUGACGCAGGACCACGCCACUGUGCCCACCUUCGAGCACACCGGCUAUGUGCUCAAAGUACACUCCUCACAUGAAGUUGACAUUGAAUACAGCAGCGCUUCGUCCAAGGGAGUGUUAACUGUGCCGGCGGGUGCGAGCCAGCAGUGCGUGCCGGCGGCCGAGCGCUACACGCUGACGCCGCGCGGCUGCCACCGCUUCACACCGCAUCAGGCCGAGGCUGACACUUCCACCCUUGUGCCUACUACGGUAUACUUCGUGGCCACAGCUCACGCGGUAGUCAUCAAGGUGACGUCACCAGAGCCAGUUGAAGAUCUGCUUCUCCACAUCAGUACAGAUGAGCACUCCUCGAAGGCUGUGGGACCUCUGGUUCCUUUGAAGCAGCCGGGAGGGGGCUAUGGUUUUGAACACACCUUGUAUAUGGCUGAUGGCGAAGUAGCAGUAGUAUCAGCGUCAUCGUCGUCGCUGCUGAUGUCGCCGGCGUCCCCGCAGCAGGUGGUGGGUCGUGCUCGCUGCCAGUCGCAUGCACUAACUAUUCGUGCCCGCGCCGCGCUUACAUUACGCGGACGUCUGGUGCCGCCCGUGCCGCAAGUCACGCUCACACUCACCUCUGACGACGUAAAACAGACUCAAGUGACCACAGAAGACGGCACGUACCGCUUCGGUCCGCUCGACGCGUCCAAACAUUACAAGAUCACCGCCGAGAAGGAGUCCUACGUGUUCAGUGCUCCUGACGAUAACGGAGAUAUUAUCGCACAUAAACUCGCUGAGAUUACUGUGGAGCUGCUUGAUGAUGCUGACAGUACUCCAUUACAGGGCGCAUUAGUAUCAGUGAGCGGCGGCUCGUACCGGCGCAACGUGGCGUCGGGCGCUGCGGGCCGCCUGCGCUUCGCGUCGCUGGCGCCCGCGCAGUACUACGUCAAGCCCAACAUGAAGGAGUACCGCUUCACGCCGCCGCACCACCUCGUGGACCUGCCCGAGGGACAGGCGCAUCAUAUCACGCUCAGAGGUGUCCGCGUAGCAUGGUCGUGUUCCGGAGCACUGGUGUCGCUAGGAGGAGUGGGCAUAGCUGGUGCUGCAGUGCUGGCGACGCCGCUGCCGCAGCAGCCCACGCACUGCGCCACCGAGGAGGCCAGCACUGAAGCUAAUGGCGCUUUCAGAAUUCGAGGACUUUUACCGAACUGCUUGUACAACAUUCAGCUGAAGGAAUCUACUUCCGCAGAGCUGGCUGGACUCAAGCUGGCCAAAGCUCCUCCAGUUUUAGAGGUGAAAAACAACAAAGACAUCGAGAAUGUUCGCCUGAUCGCCAUUCAGCCGAUACAGAUCACGGACACGAACGUCCUAGUGUACACUCCUAACGUGGAACACUACAAGUCUCUCCGCCUGUCCCUGGCGCUGGAGACCAGUUCCCAGUCCCCAGUGUACUCCGCCAAGUUAGACGCGGCCGGUCUGACCGCCCACCACAACCCCGGCCUGAUGUAUGUUCUGCCCCGGCUACCGGCAGACAAUAAUACCUAUAUAUUGCAAUUGGAGUCCUCUUUGUCGAAGGCAACACAUUCCUAUAGUGAUGAAGUACAUUAUUUCAACUCGGAUGGACGAUUCAAGCAUUUUACGAUUGAGUUUUUGCCUAAGGUGAAAUCCAGUGAGCAAGAAGUUCGUCAAACAUCUCUUCUCGUCAUUCCCUUGCUGGCUGCACUGGGCAUGGCGUACGUCAUGCGGGACCGCAUCCUGCAAGCGAUCACCACAGCACUGGCCACUAGGGCUGCCAGGCCUCGUCCGGGCCGCGCGGAGCGUCCGGACGCGUUGGACCGCGCCAGCAUCGACCAGAUCGUGUCCGCGCUCAACCCGCCCAGCAAGAAAGCCAAGAAAAAACAAAUAUAAAUGUACUACAACUUCAUGACUUUAGUGAAAGUGAGAAGAAUAUGUGAAGUUUUAUAUGAGAAAGUGAGAAGUGGAAAUGUGAAAAAUCCGAGGUAUUCAUUGUUUAUUAUUGUAAUGUUUAUGUAGACGCCAUUGUUGUAUCAACUCCAAGCCGAAUUUCAACACACAAUGAUUGUGUACUUAUCUCAAUCUCAUUAUCAUUUCACGUCACAAAAGCAAUGCCUAUUAUAAAAAACGUGCAAAAGCAAUAAGUCAACGUAAAGAUUUUUAAAAGAAGCAAUAAGCAGUGUUAAUUUAACUUAAAUAUAUAUUUUUUAAACACAAAUAGUUUGGGUAAACUUCUAAGAAAUAAGAAUAGCCACAUUAUUUACUUCAUGGACAUUCGAACAAAUUCUUCAAGUACACAGGAUGUGUGCUGUAUUAGUUAACAUUUAAAAAAAAUAUAUUAUCAAGUGAUAAACAUUUAUACUUCGUCAUUUUAUCGAAAAAAAAAAUAAUAAAGCGAAUUAAGAAAAUUGGGCAAUUUUGUCCUUAAAUAUUAUUAAGAUUGCUAAGAUCAUAAGAAACACUGAAUUUUAUACACAUUUCAAUCAUUAUUCUUUGGUCUUUUUGAUAUUUUAUUCAACUCAUCCCUAUAAAUACCUGCAAAAAGACUGCAGUAUAACAAAACCAAGUCAUUUUCAAUAAGGAGAUCAAACAACGAAAUACUGAGAGCAGAAUCAAGAACAAUCUCGUUUAUAUCAGAUAAAAAUUUUGAUCAGUAUUUAAAAUUAGAAAAAUGAUCAGUGCCUUUAUUAGCAGGGGUGGCAGGGGCUCUCAGUAAUAUGAAUUAUUCAUAAUUUAUUUAUUAAUUUUCGCUCAUCUUUUAAAAACAUUUCCUGAUGAGUGACGUAUUCCAAUUGAUAUCAUUAAUUAAUAUAAUAAAAUAAGUUAUCUUCGUUAAGCUACAAGUGAGUGAAUUUAUUUAUAUUUUGUUGUGCAUUGUUUUAAACUUUCAAAUGCAUUUAUGUGAUGUACUGGGAAAAUAAAAUGGAUUGUUUGUUUAUAA